This is a messenger RNA of Suillus clintonianus, 1335 nucleotides long. RefSeq names its product Six-hairpin glycosidase-like protein. The transcript is spliced from 5 exons. The coding region runs from base 1 to 1335 and encodes 444 amino acids. The record is from RefSeq and is a predicted model, not a curated record. Gene Ontology annotation, biological process: carbohydrate metabolic process. Lineage: Eukaryota; Fungi; Basidiomycota; Agaricomycetes; Boletales; Suillaceae.
AUGCUUUUUGUGACAGGCCUCUUACUGGGGUUGUACAGUCAAGCAAGGGCACAGAACCUUACAAGUGCGCAGAUAUCCGUUAUCAGCCAGCGACUGGCCCAGGGCGCAGUGCACAGUUGGGAGUAUGGAACCCGAGCUGAGGCACUCCUGGAGCUCAAUGCGCCGACAUACUCUGUCGUGUCUUUCAACCCCGUCCCACCUCCACAGAGCAUUCCAUCCAAUCUAACAAGUGCGCUUAGCGAAGUGUUCACGAUUGCACACAACAUCGUCGUCACCCGAAGCUUGUCCAAUAUCACUGGUCCCCAGCCCCUCAUCAAUGAUACGAGCGCAGGAGAUCCAGCAAGUAUCGGUGUUGCUGUGUUACUUGCUAACUGGACGGGGCAGUGGGCAUUGGAUGGACUAGACUAUGCAGGAGCUGCGCGGGACCAACUCGACUACCUGUUCCAAAACGUGUCUAAGACCAGCGAUGGUGCCUUGUCUCACAGAGUGGACCAAUUGCAGCUUUGGAGUGAUUCCGUUUACAUGGUUCCUCCAUUUUUGGCAUAUUACGGCGUCCUGACGGAAAAUCAGACCAUUUUGGUUGAAGCAUACACACAGAUCAGCUUGUACCGAAAAUAUCUUCGAGACACGGCGGCCGGAAAUUUAUGGAAGCAUAUACAACUUGGUCAGACAGGAAAUGACGAUGGGCACUGGUCGACAGGUAAUGCGUGGGCGGCGGCAGGCAUGAUACGGGUCCUUGGGACUAUUCAACGGUCCCCGUACGCGAAUAUGCUUAAGAGUCAACAGACCGACCUUGCCAAUUGGGUGUCAGAGAUUCACGGAGCAAUGUAUACCCACAUUAAUUCCAACGGAUUGUUCUAUAAUUACGCUGAUAACAGUACCACGUUCUAUGAUACCUCGUCGGCUGCGUUACUGGCCAGCACGGUCUAUCGGUUGUCCCUCCUUUCCAACGUCUACACAUACAUCCCCCUCGCUGAACAGGUUCGCAAGGCGCUCUUAGCUACUGCUGGUGCCAUUAUCUCCAUCACCAACACCUCGACGUCACCAGCGCCAAGUACAACAUCCGCACCUCCCGCAACGGGCACGACCACGCCCGGCAUGCUCCACUUGACGUCGGAAGGAUGGCUCACACCCGUUGUGAAUCCAUAUGCUUAUGGCGCGCAGGGUUCUGACAGUCCAGAGGGACAAGCGUUCAUCCUUGAGAUGCAAGCUGCAUGGCGUGACUGGGUUGCAGACGGGGCAAAGGGUGCAAAUAGCGCUCACGAAGCUCGGCCUCAUGUCUCGUUGAUAGGAGCUAUGGUGGCCUUGCCCUGGUUAAUGAUCGUCAUUUGCUAA